Molecule: messenger RNA, 9947 nt
Organism: Chinchilla lanigera (long-tailed chinchilla)
Lineage: Eukaryota; Metazoa; Chordata; Mammalia; Rodentia; Chinchillidae
Gene: Nav3
Product: neuron navigator 3
Exons: 40
Coding region: 539-7462 (2307 amino acids)
Biological process (GO): neurogenesis; nervous system development
Molecular function (GO): protein binding; ATP hydrolysis activity; ATP binding
Source: RefSeq, a predicted model, not a curated record
AGCAGGACGGAGCCCCGCGCCGGAGAGCUGCCGCGCCCGGUCCCGCGCCCAGGCUCGGCGGCCCCAGCAGUUUCCUUCGCUGUGACAAGGAUGUGCCUGGGUCGCCUUAUUCCCCUUCUCUCCUUAAGACGAUUUCCAUAGUAACCUGAUCAAGUGGCUCAAUUUCGCAAACCUGAGGAUUUCGGCGGCCCGCGGGCAUGACCUCAGCCAGGUUUACAGGAACUCUGUAAAUUUUUCUAUUAAAAUGGGAAAUCGUGAAGAAAGAAAAAGAUAGCAGUUGGAUUUAACAUUCCUGGAUGAAAAUUUCACUUUUGAGAAGUCAACGAUAUGCUGAUUUGGAAGGUCCUGGGAGGAAAUUGCAAACUUUAUUUUUUUCAUUCAAUCAAUGGAUUUUUUGAUCAUUACUUGGAGUCGAUGAAGUUCUGAGAUAGUGUGUGAUGGGAAAUGUGGUAUGCCGCUGUUUUCCUGUGAUUGCAUCUUGGAUUAGUUUGCUGCUUUUCUGAAGAGAUUGCAUUUUGAAGGGCAAGAACCUAAUGUGAUGGAUUUAUCUUCAGAAAUGAACAGACAUGGGAAGAAUCUAGUGAGUCACAAGCUAGAAGACCAGAAGAAGAUUUACACUGACUGGGCCAACCACUACCUAGCAAAAUCGGGCCACAAGCGGCUGAUCAAGGAUUUGCAACAGGACAUUGCAGAUGGAGUGCUGCUAGCAGAAAUCAUCCAGAUCAUCGCAAAUGAAAAAGUUGAAGAUAUCAAUGGAUGUCCUAGAAGUCAUUCUCAGAUGAUUGAAAAUGUUGAUGUCUGCCUUAGUUUUCUAGCAGCCAGAGGAGUAAAUGUUCAAGGUCUAUCUGCUGAAGAAAUAAGAAAUGGAAACUUAAAAGCCAUUCUAGGGCUGUUUUUCAGUCUGUCUCGCUACAAGCAGCAGCAACACCGACAGCAGCAGUAUUACCAGUCUUUGGUGGAACUUCAGCAACGAGUCACUCACACAUCGCCUCCUCCGGAACCCAGUCAGGUCAAAACACAGCAAGAUAUGCAGUCCAGUCUGACAGCCAGAUAUGCAACUCAGUCUAAUCACAGUGGAAUUGCAACCAGUCAGAAAAAGCCUACUAGACUUCCGGGACCCUCUCGGGUGCCAGGCGCAGGUAGCAACAGCAGCAAGGCCCAGGGAGCAUCCAACCUAAACCGGAGGAGUCAGAGCUUUAACAGCAUUGAUAAAAACAAGCCUCCAAAUUAUUCAAAUGGGAACGAAAAAGAUUCCUCCAAAGGCCCUCCACCAUCUUCAGGUGUAAAUGGUAAUAUGCAGCCUCCUAGCACUGCGGGGCAGCCCCCUGCCUCUGCCAUCCCUUCUCCAAGUGCCAGCAAGCCCUGGCGCAGCAAGUCCAUGAAUGUCAAGCACAGUGCCACCUCUACCAUGCUGACAGUGAAGCAGUCGAGUCCAGCCACCUCUCCCACACCGUCUUCAGACAGACUGAAGCCACCGGUCUCGGAAGGGGUCAAACCUGCUCCCUCAGGCCAGAAAUCUAUGCUUGAAAAAUUCAAGCUGGUUAAUGCACGGACUGCUUUACGGCCCCCGCAGUCUCCCAGUUCAGGACCCAGUGAUGGUGGGAAGGAUGAUGAUGCCUUUUCUGAAUGUAGUGAAAUGGAAGGCUUUAAUAGCGGUUUGAAUAGUGGUGGCUCAACAAAUAGCAGUCCCAAAGUAUCACCUAAAUUGGCCCCUCCGAAAGCUGGAAGCAAAAAUCUCAGCAAUAAAAAGUCUUUGCUACAGCCAAAGGAAAAAGAGGAAAAAAACAGGGACAAAAAUAAAAUUUGCACUGAUAAACCAGUUAAGGACGAGAAGGAUCAGGUGACUGAGACAACUCCAAAAAAAACCUCCAAAAUCGCCAGCUUGAUCCCAAAGGGCAGCAAGACCGCAGCAGCCAAGAAGGAAAGUUUAAUUCCAUCUUCCAGUGGGAUUCCAAAACCAGGCUCAAAGGUGCCCACCGCAAAGCAGACCAUUUCACCCGGCGGUACAGCAAGCAAAGAGUCUGAGAAAUUCAGGACUACCAAGGGAAGCCCUUCCCAGUCCUUACCCAAGCCCAUAGCCACCGAGAAAGCAAGCACAUCCCACUGCCCUGCCCCUCUGGACGGGAGGGAAGCUGGCCACGCUUCUCCCUCCGGUUCCUGCACUGUGUCGGUGCAGAGCAGCAGUCAGAGCACAGGAAAUGGCGCUGUCCAUCUCCCUCAGCAGCAGCAGCACAGCCACCCGAACACCGCCACCGUGGCUCCAUUCAUUUACAGAGCACAUUCAGAAAAUGAAGGGACCUCUUUACCAUCUGCGGACUCCUGCACCAGUCCGACGAAGAUGGACUCAUCCUAUAGUAAGACUGCUAAGCAGUGCCUGGAGGAGAUAUCUGGUGAGGAUCCAGAAACAAGAAGAAUGAGAACUGUUAAAAACAUAGCAGAUCUGAGGCAGAAUUUAGAGGAAACUAUGUCUAGUCUUCGUGGGACUCAGAUAAGCCACAGCACCCUGGAGACAACAUUUGACAGCACUGUGACUACAGAAGUGAACGGGAGGACCAUACCCAACCUGACAGGUCGACCCACUCCCAUGACCUGGAGGCUGGGUCAGGCGAGUCCUCGACUGCAGGCUGGAGACGCCCCCUCCAUGGGUGCCGGCUACCCUCGCAGCGGGACCAGUCGGUUUAUCCACACUGACCCCUCCAGGUUCAUGUACACAACCCCUCUCCGCAGAGCUGCUGUCUCUCGGCUGGGAAACAUGUCACAAAUGGACAUGAGCGAGAAAGCGAGCAGUGACCUGGACAUGUCUUCCGAGGUGGAUGUUGGUGGAUACAUGAGUGAUGGUGAUAUCCUGGGGAAAAGUCUCAGGUCUGACGACAUCAACAGUGGGUACAUGACAGAUGGAGGGCUUAACCUGUACACCAGGAGCCUGAACCGGGUACCAGACACAACGACUUCCAGAGAUGUUAUCCAGAGAGGCGUUCAUGAUGUAACGGUGGAUGCAGACAGCUGGGAUGACAGCAGCUCCGUGAGCAGUGGUCUCAGUGACACCCUAGAUAACAUCAGCACUGAUGACCUGAACACCACAUCCUCGGUCAGCUCUUACUCCAACAUCACUGUCCCUUCCAGGAAGAACACUCAGCUGAAGACAGAUUCCGAAAAACGUUCUACAGCCGAUGAGACCUGGGAUAGUCCCGAGGAGCUGAAGAAAACAGAAGAAGAUUUUGACAGCCAUGGUGACGGCGGUGGCAAGAGGAAGAGCAGCUCUUCCUCGGGUGUUCUCGAGGACUCAGAGAAGGCCGGGCAGAAAGCCUCGCUGGCUGUUUCGCAGACCGGCUCCUGGAGAAGAGGCAUGUCUACCCAAGGCAGUGCUCCAGCCAGACAGAAAGCUGGCGCAAGUGCGCUCAAGACCCCUGGGAAAACAGAUGAUGCCAAAGCUUCUGAGAAAGGGAAAACACCACUGAAAGGAUCAUCUCUACAAAGGUCUCCUUCAGAUGCCGGAAAAAGCAGUGGGGAUGAGGGGAAAAAGCCCCCAUCCGGCAUUGGAAGAUCAACUGCCACCAGCUCUUUUGGAUUUAAGAAGCCAAGUGGAGUUGGGUCAUCUGCAAUGAUCACUAGCAGUGGAGCAACCAUCACAAGUGGCUCGGCAACUCUGGGUAAAAUCCCCAAAUCCGCUGCCAUCGGUGGGAAGUCCAGUGCAGGGAGAAAAACCAGUCUAGAUGGUUCCCAGAACCAGGAUGAGGUUGUGUUGCAUGUGAGCUCAAAGACAACGCUACAGUACCGCAGCUUGCCCCGCCCUUCGAAGUCGAGCGCUAGUGGCAUUCCGGGGAGAGGUGGCCACAGAUCCAGUACCAGCAGCAUUGACUCCAACGUCAGCAGCAAGUCAGCUGGUGCCACCACCUCCAAGCUGAGAGAACCAACAAAGAUUGGGUCAGGGCGCUCAAGUCCUGUCUCUGUCAACCAAACAGACAAAGAGAAAGAAAAAGUAGCAGUCUCUGAUUCAGAGAGUGUUUCUUUGUCAGGUUCCCCCAAGUCCAGCCCCACCUCUGCCAGUGCCUGUGGUACCCAAGGACUCAGGCAGCCAGGUUCCAAGUAUCCAGAUAUUGCCUCACCUACAUUCCGAAGGUUGUUUGGUGCCAAGGCAGGUGGCAAAUCUGCCUCUGCACCUAGCACUGAGGGUGUGAAAUCCUCCUCAGUAGUGCCCAGCCCUAGUACCACAUUAGCGCGGCAAGGCAGUCUGGAAUCGCCAUCGUCUGGUACGGGCAGCAUGGGCAGUGCUGGUGGGCUGAGUGGCGGCAGCAGCCCUCUCUUCAAUAAACCCUCAGACUUAACGACAGAUGUUAUAAGCUUAAGUCACUCUUUGGCUUCCAGCCCAGCAUCGGUUCACUCUUUCACAUCAGGUGGUCUUGUGUGGGCUGCCAAUCUGAGCAGUUCCUCUGCCGGCAGCAAGGACACUCCAAGUUACCAGUCCAUGACUAGCCUCCAUACGAGCUCUGAGUCCAUUGACCUGCCCCUCAGCCAUCACGGCUCCUUGUCUGGACUGACCACAGGCACUCACGAGGUGCAGAGUCUGCUCAUGAGAACGGGUAGUGUGAGAUCUACUCUCUCAGAAAGCAUGCAGCUUGACAGAAAUACACUCCCCAAAAAGGGACUAAGAUACACCCCAUCAUCUCGGCAGGCCAACCAAGAAGAGGGCAAAGAGUGGUUGCGUUCUCAUUCUACUGGAGGGCUGCAGGAUACCGGCAACCAGUCACCUCUGGUCUCCCCUUCUGCCAUGUCAUCUUCUACUACAGGAAAAUACCACUUCUCCAACUUGGUGAGUCCAACCAACCUGUCUCAGUUUAACCUUCCCGGGCCCACCAUGAUGCGCUCCAACAGCAUCCCAGCCCAGGACUCCUCCUUCGAUCUCUACGAUGACUCUCAACUUUGUGGGAGCGCCACUUCCCUGGAGGAGAGGCCACGAGCCAUCAGUCACUCGGGCUCCUUCAGGGACAGCAUGGAAGAAGUUCAUGGCUCUUCGUUGUCCUUGGUCUCCAGCACUUCUUCUCUGUAUUCCACAGCUGAAGAAAAGGCUCAUUCAGAGCAAAUCCAUAAACUGAGAAGAGAGCUGGUUGCAUCCCAAGAAAAAGUUGCUACUCUCACAUCUCAACUCUCAGCAAAUGCUCAUCUCGUAGCAGCUUUUGAAAAGAGUUUAGGAAAUAUGACUGGCCGAUUGCAAAGUCUAACAAUGACAGCAGAACAAAAGGAGUCAGAACUUAUAGAGCUAAGAGAAACCAUUGAAAUGCUGAAGGCCCAGAAUUCUGCUGCCCAGGCGGCUAUUCAGGGGGCGCUGAAUGGUCCGGACCAUCCUCCCAAAGAUCUUCGCAUCAGAAGACAGCAUUCCUCUGAAAGUGUUUCUAGUAUCAACAGUGCCACCAGCCAUUCCAGUAUUGGCAGUGGUAACGAUGCUGACUCCAAGAAGAAGAAAAAGAAAAACUGGGUGAACUCUAGAGGAAGUGAGCUAAGAAGCUCUUUCAAACAAGCCUUUGGAAAGAAAAAGUCCACCAAGCCUCCCUCCUCACAUUCCGACAUCGAAGAGCUCACUGAUUCAUCCCUGCCUGCCUCCCCUAAGCUGCCCCAUAACGCUGGUGACUGUGGUUCAACCUCUCUCAAGCCGUCUCAUUCUGCCUCGGCGAUCUGUGAAUGCACAGAGGCUGAGGCAGAGAUAAUUCUGCAGCUGAAAAGUGAGCUCCGAGAAAAGGAAUUAAAAUUAACAGAUAUUCGGCUGGAGGCGCUCAGCUCUGCUCAUCACCUGGAUCAGAUACGGGAAGCCAUGAACCGGAUGCAGAAUGAAAUUGAAAUCCUGAAGGCUGAAAAUGACCGGCUAAAGGCGGAAACUGGAAACACUGCUAAGCCUACUCGGCCUCCGUCAGAGUCCGCCAGCAGCACAUCCUCCUCCUCCUCCCGGCAGUCCCUGGGGCUUUCCCUCAACAACCUGAACAUCACGGAGUCUGUCUCCUCAGAUAUUUUACUAGAUGAUGCUGGCGAUACAUCUGGACAUAAAGAUGGCCGCAGUGUGAAAAUUAUAGUCUCCAUAAGCAAGGGCUAUGGUCGGGCAAAGGAUCAGAAGUCUCAGGCAUAUUUGAUUGGAUCCAUUGGUGUCAGUGGAAAAACCAAAUGGGACGUCUUAGAUGGUGUAAUUAGACGACUCUUUAAGGAGUAUGUGUUCCGAAUUGAUACAACUUCCAGCCUUGGUCUGAGCUCUGACUGCAUCGCUAGCUAUUGUAUAGGGGAUUUAAUUAGAUCCCCUAACUUAGAAGUGCCUGAACUGCUGCCUUGUGGAUAUCUUGUAGGAGAUAAUAACACCAUCACUGUGAAUUUAAAAGGAGUAGAAGAAAACAGUUUGGAUAGUUUUGUUUUUGAUACACUGAUUCCUAAACCAAUUACCCAAAGGUACUUUAACUUGUUGAUGGAGCAUCACAGAAUUAUACUCUCAGGACCAAGUGGUACUGGAAAGACCUAUUUAGCAAACAAACUUGCUGAAUAUGUUAUAGCCAAAUCUGGGAGGAAAAAAACAGAGGAUGCUAUUGCCACUUUCAAUGUGGACCACAAGUCAAGUAAGGAAUUACAACAGUAUCUGGCUAACUUAGCUGAGCAGUGCAGUGCUGAUAAUAACGGUGUAGAGCUCCCGGUUGUAAUAAUUCUUGAUAAUCUUCAUCAUGUGGGAUCUUUGAGUGAUAUCUUCAAUGGCUUUCUCAACUGUAAAUACAAUAAAUGUCCAUAUAUCAUUGGAACAAUGAAUCAGGGAGUUUCUUCGUCACCAAACCUAGAACUGCAUCACAACUUCAGGUGGGUAUUAUGUGCAAACCACACAGAACCAGUGAAGGGCUUUUUAAGUAGAUACCUUCGAAGGAAACUGGUAGAGCUGGAAAUUGAAAGGAAUAUACGCAAUAAUGACUUAGUCAAAAUUAUAGAUUGGAUUCCUAAAACAUGGCAUCAUCUCAACAGUUUUUUGGAAACGCACAGUUCUUCCGAUGUUACCAUUGGUCCCCGACUUUUCCUUCCCUGCCCCAUGGAUGUAGAAGGUGCUAGAGUUUGGUUCAUGGACCUCUGGAAUUAUUCUUUGGUACCUUACAUUCUGGAGGCAGUAAGAGAAGGCCUUCAGAUGUAUGGGAAACGCGCGCCGUGGGAAGACCCCUCCAAAUGGGUGCUUGACACUUACCCAUGGAGCUCAACGUCUCUGCCACAGGAGGGCCCAGCAUUGCUUCAGCUGCGCCCUGAAGAUGUGGGGUAUGAGGGCUGCACAUCCACAAAAGAAGCAACAACCUCAAAGCACAUUCCACAGACCGACACAGAAGGGGACCCUCUGAUGAAUAUGCUAAUGAAACUUCAAGAAGCAGCCAAUUACUCGGGCACACAGAGCUGCGACAGCGAUAGCACCAGCCACCAUGAAGACAUUUUGGAUUCAUCUCUUGAAUCUACCCUCUAGAGGGUGAAAACAGCAAGGGGAAAAGAUGAUGAUUUUAAAAAUGGUUUCUUUUGAAAGGUAUUUUCACUAAACCACUGCCAGUAUGAAAGCACCCUGUCCAAGGCCCUGACCCAGAGUUGUGGUCUCUGAGGAGGCAGCAGAACCAAGUUUGAACUGCCAGGAUGCUAAAUUGAAAUGGGAGCUUAACUUUAUUUUAUUUCUAGGCAUUUUUAUAUCCACGGAGCAACACGAGGCUCCAUCACUCAACUGGAAAGGACCCUAGUGAUGGGCAACUGAAUAGAUUGCACAUGGGAUAGCUGAACUGGACUUUAUUUUCUUGGUCUUAAAAAGUUUACAAUGUCGACCCUUUUUUUGUCACUUUCUUUUGAUUCCUCUAAGGGACUUUCUCCCCAGACAGGGUCCAUUCCUCUGAUCUGUCCAAUCUCCUUUGUGCCACAUGGUGCUGGUCGCACGGCUCCAGUAGUGUUUGUGUUGCGCGCUCACCCCAUUCCAGAACGCAGCCAAGAGGCCAGGCCUCCAUAAGCACAAAUGGAAUUGUGCAACCACCAGAGAACACUACUGGGGCAAACUGGAGAAGUGCCAAUGCAAUUCCGACCGCCAUAUUCUCAUGAUGUGCUCCACCAACUUUUUAGUGUAUGAGUCACAGGUUUUAUAAGGUUGUUUUUACCACAGUGGUCUUUUGAAACCACCUGCCCACUCCCUUAACAAGAGUUUUAUACCAAUUCUAGGUCAACACUGAUCAAAGGCUUCUUUAGGGCUUUAUUUGUUUGAGCCUUUUCAGUGCAAGAAGGAACAUUUCCUAUGGUGCUGUCUCACUGCCUUAAAACAGAUUUCUACAACAGUGUAACAGUUGGUUUAAAUCCUGAACCAUUGGUAAUUUCCACUGUCUUUUCAUUUCUAACCGAGCAAUGCCAGUUAACACAGUAGCUUCAUCUCGAUAUCAUUCUGUUUUCUUUUAUUUUAAGAAAUGGAUAGGAGAAAGAUCAGUAUUUUUGCCUUGUGAAUAGGUUGCUUUGCCUAUCCCCGAAACUAUUCUAGUAAUCUAGAAACCCUCUUUGACUGUCACGUAAGAGCAGAGGCAUGUGGCUAAAUUUUAAGUUCUAAGUGAAAGAGUUCCAGAAGGUGGGAGAUUUUGAAUUCUGGUCCAGCAGAGCUGGAAGCACCAGACGCAGCACGAGCACAACUAUUUAGCUUUCCUUCCCUACUCUUUGUUUUUCUUUCAUUCGUUUUGACGCAUGUUGUUUUGAUUGCUAUUCUUGUACAUGGGAAAUUCAGCAUUGCAGAACACUGAAGCAGUAAAGUCACUGUGGAAGAGGAAGCGUAUAUACUGUAAAGGAAGGUUAGAUUUGCACAGUCUACUGGGUAGGUAUUGUAAAUAAUACUUUUUCAAACUUGCACAAAUCGAAACAAACACAAACAAAAGUUGUAUUUUAUCCUGUUGGUGUUAAGAGGUGUUUCACUUGCUGAGAUUUCCUGUACGUUGCAAACAAAUACAGAAUGCAAACCCUCAAAACUGUUAUUAUCUGGUGUAUUUGUCCUGUAUUUACAGUUGUUAGGACUAUGCAGGAACUAUCAGUGCUAGAGUAAGCAUGCUUCAAAACUGUACAUGAAGCCAAUACAUUUUUGGAUAAGUAACACUGUCUGAAAGUACAUCUGUUGUGGCAGGCUUUAAAGAGAGUGCGUGGAAACUGAUUAGCCACUGGAGAAGCUCUCACCACACACAGAGCACAGGUAUUAAGUUUGUGAAACUCAAGGGCUAGGCCAUGGUGUAGACUUGUUCUAUGCAUGUGCAAAUGUGUGACUUCUAGGACGUGUAAAUGGUGCUACCCUCUGUGACCACCCGUGGGUCAGUUGCUAUAGAACAAUAACAGCACCACAAGACAUCGGUGCAGUUUUCAGAGUGUUGCUAAGUGUACAGGUCCUUUCACGGUGCUAUUGCCCUGAGGGAAAUCUGAACUGAAUAUAUGCACAUAGAAUUGUCACCCUGACUUUGAAGCCUAAAACAUGGUUCAAAUCUCUUGUGCAACAUCAAUAUAUAUAGCUGGAUGAGUGAUUAGUAGCCCUUGUAUAAUAUGUGAUCAAAAAAAAUUGCUAAUCUUUCCCUGCCAUUUUGAGAAACAUAGUCCGAACAUGAGCAUAAGCAGAAUAUCCUGCAAUACAUCCCAGUAGGUCCACCUAGUUUACAACUUAAACUAGUUUGUGAAACAUUUGUCUGUAUACAUUUUAUAUUUUGUACAUUUUUGAUGUAACAUAUCAUGUAAAUAGGCAGAAACAGUGAAAUAAAUCAUCUGAAAAGUUUUGUAGUCUUUGUAAAGCUCUGACAAUAAGUACUUGGUGUCAAUGGACUUAACUGGAUGAUGUAUUUUCUAUUGGUUUAUUGUUCCUCUAGCUUGUAAACCAGCUUGCAUAUAUUUUUUUGCAAAUGUGCACCCUGUAUCUGUCUAAAUUAUUACUUUGCCAUUAAAGUGGAAUUAUUUAUUGACAA